Camelus dromedarius (Arabian camel) is the source of this 1724-nucleotide messenger RNA. RefSeq names its product profilin 3 (gene PFN3). The record is from RefSeq and is a predicted model, not a curated record. Gene Ontology annotation, molecular function: actin binding. Gene Ontology annotation, biological process: regulation of actin filament polymerization; actin cytoskeleton organization; positive regulation of actin filament bundle assembly. The transcript has a single exon. Gene Ontology annotation, cellular component: cytoplasm. Lineage: Eukaryota; Metazoa; Chordata; Mammalia; Artiodactyla; Camelidae. Bases 904 to 1317 code for a protein of 137 amino acids.
AGCUGACACUUACUGAGCCGUAAAUACUGUGUUCCAAGCUCUGUGCAAGGUGAUUCCACAUAUUAUUCCUCGUAUAAAACGAAUACUUUAAGUUUAUAGAGCAGGAGUUCUCAGAAUCACCGUGGGGGGCUUUUUGAACCUAUGCCCAAUAUCCACCUCAGGUCAAUUAAAUCAGCAUCUCUAGGGAUGGGAGCGUGGUAGCUGUAUGUUUUUAAAACUUCCCAGGUGACUCCGUCUGCAGCGGAGGUUCAGAACCAUGGUUAGAAGUCCUUAACAUUGAAACAGUGGUGUGGACCCUUAAGGCUGAUCUUCACUCCUAUCCCAGCUGGGACUAGGGCAGUGGGUCUCAAAGUGUUUCCUGGACCAGCAGCAGGGUCCUCAGGGAACCUGUGAGAAAUGCAUAUUCUCUGGUCACAUUCCAUACUGCAGAAUGAGACACUCUGAGUUGCGGCCCAGCAAUCUGUUUAACAGCUUUCUAGGAGAUUUUGGGAAGUGUUUGAGAACCAUGCUCUGGGGGUUGAAUGGCUACCAAGCCAAGAGGUCCGGCUGUCCAAACCUGGUGUCUUUCUUUCUGUUCUUAAACCCACUUCCUCGGUACUUGAUGGACAUAUACGUUGGGGUUUUUUUGUUUUGUUUUUGUUUUUGUUUUUUGAGGGUUAUUUUGACUUUUGAUUCCCGCCUUCAGAGUAACUUUAGAACUUCAUCAGGCGUAAGAUACGAACACCGCCCCCGCCCCGCCCCAUUCUCUAGCGUAAGUAGCGCUUCUGUGACGUCGCGGUACCUCAACGUCACAGCCCCGCCCCUGAACAUGUCCCAGUGCCCCGGGCGUUCUGGGCGUUCCAGGCGUGCGGCGCAGCCAGAGGACCCUCCAAGUGCAAGGCGAGGGGUGCACUCUGAGCCAGAAUGGGAGACUGGAAAGUCUACAUCAGCGCGGUGCUGCGGGACCAGCGCAUCGACGACGUGGCUAUCGUGGGCCACUCGGACAAUCGCUGCGUGUGGGCAUCGCGGCCCGGGGGCCUGCUGGCGGCCAUCUCACCGCAGGAGGUGGGUGUGCUCACGGGGCCGGAUCGGCGCACCUUCCUGCAGGCCGGCCUGAGCGUGGCGGGGCGCCGCUGCUGCGUCAUCCGCGACCACCUGCUGGCCGAGGGCGACGGAGUGCUGGACGCGCGCACCAAGGGGCUGGACGGGCGCGCCGUCUGCGUUGGCCACACGCCGCGUGCGCUCCUCGUGCUCAUGGGCCGACGGGGCGUUCACGGGGGCGUUCUCAACAAGACGAUGCACGAGCUGAUCCACGGGUUGCGAAUGCAGGGCAGCUAGCAGGACCAGCAGCCGGCGCCAAAAUAAACUCUGACCUGGUCAUGGCAGACUCAUCCUCCGGCUGUGAGGGCAGGGGAAGUUGCAGAUGAGGAAACCAGUUUACUAGAUGAAUCUUGCAGAAGGGUUACCUGGGGAGGCUAGUAUUAUGAGUCCAGAAGCAUCCCAGCCUCCUGAGCCCUGCACCUGGCCCUCCCAUGGGUGCCCUGCAGAGGCCUCUGGCCUCACUCCUUAGGCCAGCAUCCUGGGGGCCUUGGGGCCUUCCAGGGUCCUAGGGACACUGAAACUGAGGAGGGAGUGGACUUCUCAAACCCUCUAGCUCAGGCCUGAGCAUCCUUUCCCACAAAAUUCUUCCCAAGUCGGUGCAGGAUGAACUGUAAGGAGGUCUCCUCCCCAGCCUCCCACAUGAC